Messenger RNA from Metarhizium album ARSEF 1941, 957 nucleotides. RefSeq names its product F5/8 type C domain protein. Gene Ontology annotation, biological process: fungal-type cell wall polysaccharide metabolic process. The record is from RefSeq and is a predicted model, not a curated record. The coding region runs from base 1 to 957 and encodes 318 amino acids. Gene Ontology annotation, cellular component: fungal-type cell wall. NCBI's taxonomy places the organism in Eukaryota, Fungi, Ascomycota, Sordariomycetes, Hypocreales, Clavicipitaceae. The transcript is spliced from 2 exons.
AUGAGGACUCUACCCAGGGCGGCACAGAUCGUCUUUUUGGUCGAGAUCUGCUCAGCUGCCUCGUUCAAGCGCGGCCUCGCCUUCACGCCCAAUGCCGAGCACUCUGAAGAUAACAAGAUCUGGGUGCAGUCUGGUAGCGACGUGACAUGGUAUUACAACUACCAGAGCACACCGUCGCCAGUCUAUUCCGGCCUGUCACAGGAUCGUUUCGAGUUUAUCCCUAUGAUGUGGGGUGUCGGCCCCAAUCCCAACGACACUAAGUUCCUGACAGACGUGAAGAAUCUGAUUGACGACGGCAUCAAAAUCAAGCACGUCUUGGGGUUUAAUGAACCGGACACAGGCUCCGCAUACGGAGGCAGCAACGUCAAGCCCGCAGAUGCGGCCCUCGCUUGGGUCGCCAACUUUGAACCUCUUGGCGAGAUGGGUGUGAAGCUCGGCCUGCCGGCAUGCUCUGGAGGAUGGGACAGUCUGCCUUGGCUCAAGCAAUUCUUGGGCAAUUGCUCUGAGCUGAUCAGCACUGGCAAGGGGAAGAAGAACUGUACCUGGGAUUUCUUGCCGGUUCACUGGUACGAUAACUUUGCCGGCUUGGCAUCGCAUAUUGGUGAACGAGAGGCGACCUGGCCUAACAAAUCAAUCUGGGUGACGGAAUACGCGUAUGCUCAUCAGGAUCUCAAGCCAACCCAAGAGUACUAUAACCAGACCAUCGACUUCUUCGAGAAGCUCGACAAUAUCGGCCGCUACUCGUACUUUGGCGCAUUUCGCUCCACCAACUCUAAUGUUGGCGCCAAUGCGGCAUUCCUCGAUAAGAGCGGCAAGCUGACCGACAUCGGAGCCUGGUAUCUUGGCUUUGAAGCCACUGGGAACACUCCCGAAAGCUCCCGGGCUGUACUGCUGGAACCCGGGGUGGGAGCUCUUUUUCUUAGCGCCAUUGUCGGACUUUUUAUCGGUUCCCUGUAA